AGGAGCAUUUCUGGACAGAUGUAGCAGAGUUUACUUUGUCAUUGAAGCAUCCUGACCAUCCUCUGAGUUCACGUCACUCAGUAGGUUUUCUGGCAGUCCUAUGUAAGGCGGUAGAUAACGCAAGGUUGUGAACAGCUGUGAAGAUGGAGGUCCUCUCGGGAUGGUGGCAGCGCUAUGAAGAAUUAAUGAAGGGAGCAGAUGCCAGAAUAGGGCAUUACCCCCUCAUGCACUCCCCGUUCCUGCCCGCGUCCAUCCUGCUGGGCUACGUCUACUUUGUUCUGUCCCUGGGACCAAGGCUAAUGGCCAAUCGGAAGCCCUUUGACCUCAAGCCAUUGAUGGUGGUCUAUAAUUUCAGCCUGGUUGCCGUGUCUGCUUAUAUCGUAUACGAGUUCCUCAUGUCGGGCUGGUUGACCGGAUACACCUGGCGCUGCGACCCCGUGGACGUCUCCGAUUCACCGAUGGCUCUGCGGAUGGUGCAGGUAGCCUGGCUCUUCCUCUUCUCCAAGUUUAUAGAGCUGCUUGAUACGGUCUUUUUUGUCCUGAGGAAGAAGAACGGUCAGAUCACCUUCCUGCACAUCUUCCAUCACUCCGUUCUGCCCUGGAGCUGGUGGUGGGGGGUGAAGUUCGGUCCAGGGGGUAUGGGUUCCUUCCACGCCAUGAUCAACUCCAUGGUCCACGUCAUUAUGUACUUCUACUACGGUCUGUCUGCUGCUGGGCCACGAUUCCAGAAGUUUCUAUGGUGGAAGAAACACAUGACGGCCAUUCAGCUGAUCCAGUUUGUCCUGGUCUCUAUCCACAUUACUCAGUAUUACUUCAUGGAUUCCUGCGACUACCAGUUCCCCAUUUUCGUCCACCUCAUCUGGAUCUACGGCACCGUCUUCUUCAUUCUGUUCUCUAAUUUCUGGUACCAGGCCUACACCAAAGGACGCCGCCUGCCCAAGGCCAGCAUCUCCUCCAACGGAGCCGUGCACCAGAACGGCAAGGCCAAGAACGGCAAAGCCAAGAAAAACUAAACCCAGACCAACGCCUGAGAUCCCUGAAACCUGUCCCAGGUGGAAACGUGGGAAGAUGUUGUCGUUUCUUUUUUUAAUUAUUCUUUUUCUUAAAACCGAGAAAACCAGCUGUACAAUGGCCAGUACAAGCUGCCAAACUGGUUUCCGACUUCAACUGGGGGCUUACACCAGCCAAAAAAAAAUAAAAAAUUCAAGUGCCUAAAAAAAAAAAAAACUGUAUGAAGCAAGUGUGUCUGACGUUCGCCCCGUCUGAGCUCCCUGUUCUCCAGCAUCGGAAAAAACAAAAGGGGCCGGCUCCUUCCAAAAACUCCCCCCUCGUCACUCCGUACUGUAGUCCUGCAACGAUCUCCAAGAAUCCGGAUUCCUUUGCAUCACAUUCCAAUAUCUCUUGUCACCUGGAAUGCGGGCCGGGGAGCAGCUCCUCGUAACUCCAGGCGCCCGGCCUCGCCCUGUAUUUUUAAUGGUUUUUUGCACUGGGUUUUAUUCUUUGUAGACCUCUGUGCCCAGCUUGCUAGAGGUGCAGGAAUCCUGAAAUACUUGAAUAUCGGGACCUUUGUUCUUUUUUUUGUUUUGUUUUGUUUUUUUACUGUCUAGGUCAUUCUUGUUUGAAGGAGGUGACAGUAUUUGUGUAAUUUUUUUUUUUUUAUGUAUUUUAGGUUAAAUUUACAUGAAUUUGCCUGAUUUGAAAGAGGGGGAGGAGGAGGGUUGUCUUCUUUCACGCUCCUAGUCCCGUUCACUACACCUCAUGCCUUCCUUCACCCCGUGCCCCGUCCAUACUGAUUGUCACUCAUUGCUACAUCCAUAGUAACACUGUAAUGCCGCUGUCCGCCACCUUGGGUGCAGCUUGUGACUCGCCUGAGCCUUGCGGCAGCAGAGGCUGGUUCACCAGGAUUAGGGGAGGAUUAGCGCCCUAGUAAACGAGAUGCUGGCAGCCCAGACAGGAGGAGCUGGACCGGGCCCGGAUCGCCGCGUAACUUAUCCGCAAGUCUGCCAGAAUAUUUAUCAGUUUUGUGUAAUACUAUUAAUAAAAGAGAUUUAUUGCACACGGUUUAAUUCCAAAGCUGAGGCUGUUGUAGAUGAUACUGUACCUGUGGUGGAGGCUCCGGGCGGUUAUGUACUAUGCAGAGAAGAUCGCACUUUGUGCCCCCCCAGGUGGAAAGCAUUAGCGCGCCGUCUAGUCACAGAGAGGU
Molecule: messenger RNA, 2203 nt
Organism: Bufo bufo (common toad)
Lineage: Eukaryota; Metazoa; Chordata; Amphibia; Anura; Bufonidae
Gene: ELOVL1
Product: ELOVL fatty acid elongase 1
Exons: 8
Coding region: 144-1013 (289 amino acids)
Biological process (GO): sphingolipid biosynthetic process; fatty acid elongation, polyunsaturated fatty acid; very long-chain fatty acid biosynthetic process
Cellular component (GO): endoplasmic reticulum; endoplasmic reticulum membrane
Molecular function (GO): fatty acid elongase activity
Source: RefSeq, a predicted model, not a curated record